AUGUCAAUCUCCAUCUCUGAGCUGGACAAUACCGUUCGCGCCUUCUAUGAGGGCAAGGGCGAGGUUCAAAAGCAGGCUCAGCAGAAGCUGACAGAGUUCAAGUCAAACCCAGAUGCGUGGUUGAUGGUGGACAAGAUACUACAGGAGGCUACAUAUCUUCCGACCAAAUACGCAGGGCUUCAAGUUCUGGACGACGUGAUCAUGACAAGAUGGAAAGUCCUCCCUCGAGACCAAUGUCAAGGGAUUCGCAACUUCGUCGUCGAUCAGAUCAUCGGAGCCUCCCAAUCUGAAGAAUCACUCAAACAGCAGCGUCUGUUCGUCGACAAACUCGAUCUCACCCUGGUCAACAUUCUUAAGCAGGAGUGGCCUCACAACUGGCCCACUUUCAUCAACGAGAUCAUUUCCUCAUGUCACAGCAGCUUGUCGAUUUGUGAGAACAACAUGUCGAUCCUGCGGCUGCUGUCAGAAGAAGUUUUCGACUUUUCGCAGGACCAGAUGACAUCGACCAAGGCUAAGAAUCUUAAAACUACAAUGUGCGCCGAGUUCUCUCAGAUCUUCCAAUUAUGCCUCGAAAUAUUGACUACCGCCGAACAUACGAACCUCAUCCGCGCAACACUCAACACCCUACUUCGCUUCUUGAACUGGAUACCUCUCGGUUUCAUAUUUGAGACCAAACUAAUUGACACACUCGUGGAAAGAUUUUUGAAUGUGCCGGAGUUCCGAAAUAUAACGAUGAAGUGCUUGACAGAAAUUGGUGGUCUACAAAUGGGUCAACAAUUCCAGUACGACGAAAAGCUGGUGCAACUGUUCACGAUCACGCUGAACAGUGUAUCCAAGAUGAUUCCUCUGUCCACUGAUCUCAAGGAGGUCUACGGCAAGAGCAACUCUCGAGAUCAGGAGUACAUCCAAAAUCUAGCACUUUUUCUCUGCAACUUCUUCACCGUCCAUCUUGGUGUCAUUGAGAAAAUACCCAACACGGAUUACCUUACCCAUGGCCACUAUUACCUGAUCCUCAUCAGCCAAAUCGACGAUCGAGAGAUAUUCAAAAUCUGCUUGGAAUAUUGGACGAAACUCGUUCAGGAACUGUACGAGGAGAUGCAGCAGUUACCAAUCACUGAUGUCAAUCCUCUAGUGAGCAUGGGAGUGAGCGGCCUUUCUAAUGGCGGUGCCCCUCAUCCAAGCACGUUGGCGAAUUAUCCAUUGCGGAAGCACAAAUAUUCGCAAAUACUGACCAAUCUGCGAAGCGUUAUGGUUGAGAAAAUGGUGCGCCCCGAAGAGGUCCUGAUCAUGGAGAACGACGAAGGAGAGAUUGUGCGGACAUUCGUCAAAGAGAGUGACACCAUACAAUUGUAUAAAACGACUAGGGAAUGUCUAGUCUAUUUGACGCAUCUGGACGUUGUAGAUACGGAGAACAUCAUGUCCGACAAAUUACAGAAGCAGGUGGAUGGCUCAGAGUGGUCGUGGAACAAUUGCAAUACACUCUGCUGGGCUAUCGGAUCAAUCUCUGGCGCCAUGAACGAGGAGACUGAAAAGCGCUUUUUGGUCACCGUCAUCAAAGAUCUUCUAGGUCUAACGGAGAUGAAGAGAGGUAAGGACAACAAAGCCGUCGUGGCCAGCAAUAUCAUGUAUAUCGUCGGUCAGUACCCAAGAUUUCUCAAGGCACAUUGGAAAUUCUUGAAGACCGUAGUCAACAAGCUUUUCGAAUUCAUGCACGAGACGCAUGAAGGUGUCCAGGAUAUGGCCUGUGAUACAUUCAUCAAGAUUGCCAACAAAUGCAAACGCCAUUUUGUUGCUCUCCAGCCGGGUGAGACGGAGCCGUUCAUCGAGGAAAUUGUUCGUAACAUGCGGAAGAUCACAUGCGACUUGUCACCGCAACAGGUGCAUACUUUUUACGAGGCUUGCGGAUAUAUGAUCUCUGCGCAAGGCCAGAAGAGCCUUCAAGACCGGCUAAUAGAGAACCUAAUGUCAUUUCCAAACCAAGCUUGGGAUCAGAUCAUUCAGCAAGCGAACGCCAACCCAGCAAUCCUUCAAGACAGCGAGACAAUCAAGGUUGUGGGCAAUAUCAUGAAGACAAACGUUUCAGCGUGUUCAUCUAUUGGAAGCUACUUCUAUUCGCAAAUUGGCCGCAUCUACCAUGACAUGCUGAAUAUGUACCGAGCAUCGAGUCAAUUGAUCUCUGAUGCUGUUGCCAAAGAAGGUAACAUUGCAACCAAGACUCCAAAGGUCCGAGGUCUCCGAACAAUCAAAAAAGAGAUUCUCAAGCUUAUCGAUAUGUACGUCGAGAAAGCCGAUGAUCUGCAAAUGGUCAACGAAAGCAUGGUGCCUCCACUGCUUGACGCCAUCCUGCUUGACUAUCAACGCAAUGUCCCUGACGCCCGAGACGCCGAGGUUUUGAAUGUUGUCACCACCAUCAUCCACAAACUACGGAACAUGAUGGACGACAAGGUUGCUGGGAUCAUGGAUAGUGUAUUUGAAUGCACUUUGGAAAUGAUCAACAAAGACUUCCACGAAUAUCCAGAGUUCCGCGUCGAGUUUUUCAAGCUCCUCCAGGCAAUCAACCUGUAUUGCUUCCCUGCCUUACUAAAGCUCGAUGGUCGGCAGUUCAAAUUUGUCAUCGAUUCCUGCAUGUGGGCCAGCAAGCACGACAAUAGGGAAGUCGAAAGCACUGGCCUUGCCAUGUGCUUGGAGCUCAUCAACAACAUGGCUGAGACAGAUUCCCAAACUGCCAGCAUAUUUUUCCGCCAAUUCUACAUUCCUAUCCUCCAAGAUGUACUCUUUGUCUUGACCGAUUCCGAUCACAAAUCUGGCUUCAAGACGCAAGGUAUGCUGCUUGCGAGAAUGUUCCAACUUGUUGAGUCUGGCAAGAUCACCGAACCUCUCUACACCACUGAGCAGGCCGCUCCUGGAACAUCGAACAAGCAAUUCGUUCAGCAGUACACUGCCAACCUUCUGCAGCAAGCUUUCCAAAAUCUCAAAGAAGUGCAGAUACAGCAUUUCGUCAACGGCUUGUUCACACUUAACGAAGACUCUAACAAAUUCAAGACACAUCUCCGGGAUUUCCUGAUUUCACUUAAGGAAUACACCGGCGACAAUCCUGAGGACAGUGCUCACUUGUUCGCCGACGAUCGGGAGCAGGAGAGGAAGAUGGCGCAAGACGCAGAGCGAGAACGAGCAAUGAAAGUUGGUGGACUGAUCAAACCAGCGGACCUAGAUCAGGAUGAUGAACUAUGA
Messenger RNA from Endocarpon pusillum Z07020, 3231 nucleotides. RefSeq names its product Exportin-1. Gene Ontology annotation, molecular function: small GTPase binding; nuclear export signal receptor activity. Gene Ontology annotation, cellular component: cytoplasm; nucleus. Lineage: Eukaryota; Fungi; Ascomycota; Eurotiomycetes; Verrucariales; Verrucariaceae. The coding region runs from base 1 to 3231 and encodes 1076 amino acids. The record is from RefSeq and is a predicted model, not a curated record. Gene Ontology annotation, biological process: ribosomal small subunit export from nucleus; ribosomal large subunit export from nucleus; protein export from nucleus. The transcript has 3 exons.